This is a messenger RNA of Suillus paluster, 1129 nucleotides long. RefSeq names its product NdufV2, NADH dehydrogenase 24 kd subunit. The record is from RefSeq and is a predicted model, not a curated record. The transcript is spliced from 6 exons. The coding region runs from base 64 to 807 and encodes 247 amino acids. Lineage: Eukaryota; Fungi; Basidiomycota; Agaricomycetes; Boletales; Suillaceae. Gene Ontology annotation, molecular function: NADH dehydrogenase activity.
AGUUCUCUCAUCCUACUGUUCCGAACAAGGUGAAACUCAUUACACUUCCGCUCGCUGCUGGACAUGCUUGUAACCACUUUACUGAGGCGUUCGGCGGCUUCGACUCCUUCGGUUUUUGGGAGGGCCUUUUCGAACUCAUGCGCCCGCCGCUCAGAUGCAUUGUUCGUGCACCGCGACACCGAGUAUAACAACCCGAAGAUACCCUUUGCGUUCACAGGGGACAACAUGAAGAGGGCCGAAGAGAUCAUCUCCAGAUAUCCUCCGCAAUACAAGAAGGCUGCGACCAUUCCUCUCCUUGACCUUGGACAGCGGCAGAACAAGGGAUGGACGAGUAUCAGCGUAAUGAACUACGUCGCAAAGCUGCUCGAGAUGCCCCCCAUGCGAGUGUACGAGGUCGCGACGUUCUAUACCAUGUUCAAUCGUGAACCGAUUGGAGAGAAUUUUGUGCAAGUCUGUACCACCACACCAUGCAUGCUGCGUGGCUCCACGGAGAUUUUGGACACGGUGUGCAGCCAACUGGGUGGAAUAAAACCGGGGGCCACAACAGAUGAUGGCAAAUUCACCGUAAUUGAAGUCGAAUGUCAAGGCGCUUGCAGUAAUGCACCUAUGAUGGUCGUGAACGAUGAUUUCUACGAGGACCUGACUCCGGCAACCACAAAGAAAGUCCUGGAGGCGUUCGCAAAUGGCCAAAAACCGAAACCGGGACCACAAAGUGGGCGGAAGACGAGCGAAAACUCUGCUGGACUUACUUCGCUGUCAACGAAGCCCUACGGACCAGGAGAAUUCUGCACGCCAGAAUUUAGCUAGAUAUUCAUAGAGCUGACUUUGAUGGUGACGAUUUGCAUAAAAGACAAGAAAAAAUCGUGAAGUCCACUACUGCCCAUCAUUGACCAAAGAGUUCAAUCAUCGCCUUCCCCGUCAUCGUAACCAAGUACACCGUGUCCCCCCUCCGGAAGCCUUUCGAUCAUAAACCUGCACAAAAGUCAGUUACCAAACAUGGGGCCAGGACAUGCACCUCACUCUAUCUCUUCUCUCAAGUCGUCACAGUAAGUGUCUGUGUAUGUAAUAAGUGAAUGAUAAUGAGUGCUGCAUUGCAUUGAAACGCACCAAGAGGCAGGUCGUGCGGGUC